Messenger RNA from Hordeum vulgare subsp. vulgare (domesticated barley), 1419 nucleotides. RefSeq names its product proline-rich receptor-like protein kinase PERK1. NCBI's taxonomy places the organism in Eukaryota, Viridiplantae, Streptophyta, Magnoliopsida, Poales, Poaceae. Gene Ontology annotation, molecular function: protein kinase activity; ATP binding. The record is from RefSeq and is a predicted model, not a curated record. The coding region runs from base 88 to 1419 and encodes 443 amino acids. The transcript is spliced from 6 exons. Gene Ontology annotation, biological process: protein phosphorylation.
GGUGAUUCCUACGACAAGCGGUUGCCGGUGACGUCAUCGCAUGCAGCACGUUCGUCCUUCCCGGCGCCGCUAUCAACCAUACCGUCAAUGUACGCGCCACCACCAGCACCGCACGCCGCGGUCCACCCAUGGCAGAGCGGCGGCGCCACGGCCUCCGACGAGCCUCCCCCGCACGCGGCGCUGACAUGCGGCACGGUGUCUUAUGCGGACCUGGCGGCGGCGACUGACGGGUUCUCGGACACCAAGCUGCUGGGACAAGGCGGGUUUGGGCACGUGUACCGCGGCACACUGGGCGCCGGCGCGGCGGCGCGGGAGGUGGCAAUCAAGCGGCUUCGGGUCGAUAGCGGGCAGGGCGACCGCGAGUUCCGCGCCGAGGUGGAGAGCAUCGGCCGCGUACACCAUCGCAACCUUGUCUCGCUGGUGGGAUACUGCAUCCAUGGCGACCAGCGAUUGCUAGUAUACGAGCACGUCUCCAACCACACGCUCGAAUCCCACCUGCACCACGGCGGCGACGAGCCGACAUUGCUGGACUGGGAGCGCAGGUGGCGCAUUGCGCUCGGGGCAGCCAAGGGUUUGGCCUACCUGCACGAGGAUUGCCAUCCUAAGAUCAUCCACCGCGAUAUCAAGGCGGCCAACAUUCUUCUGGAUGACAACUUUGAGCCCAAGGUUGCCGACUUUGGGCUGGCCAAGAUCCAGCACGGAGACGACACCCAUGUCUCUACGCGCGUCAUGGGGACGUUCGGGUACAUGGCACCGGAGUACACCAACACGGGGAAAAUAACUGACCGGUCCGACGUCUUCUCUUUCGGCGUCGUGCUUCUGGAGAUCAUCACCGGGAAGCGGCCGGUCCUGUCCGACGAGGACGACGAGACUUUGGUCUCCUGGGCACGGCCUCUGCUGACAAAAGCUUUGGAGGGGCAACUCUCCGACGAGCUCAUCGACGCAAGGCUGGAAGCCAACUACGACGCCCACGGCAUGCGGCGGCUCAUCGCCUGCGCCGCCGCCGCCGCGCGCCACACGGCCCGCUCCCGCCCUCGAAUGAGCCAGAUCGUCCGGUACCUGGAGGGCGAGCUGCCGCUGGAGGCCCUGAACGGCGGCGUGGAGCCGGGGCAGAGCGAGGCGCACGACGGUACCACCACGGAGCAGCUGAUGCGGAUGAGGAGGAUGGCGUUCCUGCGGCGGGGCGCCGACAGCGACAACACGGGCGCCACCGGCUUCGUCAGCGAGGCCACGAGCGAGUACGGGCUGCGCGCGUCCAGCUCGAGCAGCGGCGGCGACGCCGCGCAGAGCACCAGCCGCGCGCCCGGGCAGGACCCCGGGGACGCCGCCGGGAACAAUGUGGGCGGGGCUGGCCGGCACUCAGGCGAGCUCGGCGCCAUGAGCCGGCGCACGCGCCCGGGCCGCGGCGGCCUGGAGUGA